Messenger RNA from Dujonia railenensis, 1188 nucleotides. Lineage: Eukaryota; Fungi; Ascomycota; Pichiomycetes; Serinales; Debaryomycetaceae. The record is from the annotation of a GenBank genome assembly.
AUGCACUCAACUUCUCUCUCCAUAACUCCAUUGACUGGAACUCCAUUUGGGGCUAAAGUGACAUUGCCAGACUACGCUAACAAUGAUCCAGCAAAUUUAAAUGAGGAAGAUUUCCAAAAACUUUUCGAAGGUGUACACGAAAAUUUGGUCGUGGUUAUCCCAAAUCAAGCAGAAUUAUUACCAAAGAGUCAAUAUCUCCUCACUAAGAGAUUUGAUCCUACUUUACCAGAACCAAAGGGUGAUACCGGUGCUGGAUAUGGUCACGGUAAGGAAUUUAGACACGAUAAGUCAGUCCUCAAGAAGGAUGGUUGCUCAGUUAAAUCCCAGCCACAAGUACAAAUAUUAGGUCAAGGAAAAUUUGCUGCUGACGAACCAGGUAAUGAAAACGGGGAAGAGAUUUCAUUGACCCACCCAUCCCACACUUCGUUCCACCAUAGUCCAUUAACUGAAGAUCAAAUUAAGAAGGAAGGUAGAACCAGAUUUUACAGAUGGCACAUCGACUCUGCCUUGUACGACUUGCUGCCACCAGUAGUCACGACAUUGCUUGGUAUUAAGGUCCCACCUACUACCCAAACCCAAACUAUUGUUUACGAAGACGAUACCGGUGACAAAUUGGAAUUGACUCAAGGUGCUACCUGUUUCACUUCUGGACAACGUGCCUUUGAAAUCUUGUCUGACGAGGAUAAGGAAUUUGCUCUCAACACUACAGUCGAAUACGCUCCACACCCAUACAUUUUUAUUUCUCCAGCUGGUGCUACCAGUGAUGGUUUGACCAUGGUCAGCGAGGGUAAGGAAUUUAAGUUUGAAGAAUUACCAGAGUGGGAAGAAUCUAAGGUUAAGAAAUUGCCAAUGGUUUGGACAAACCCUGUUACUAAGAAACAUCACCUCCAGUUACACGGUUGUUGCUUACACAGACUCCACACCAAGAACGCAGACGGGUCAGUCACCACUUUGGAAUUGAAGGAAUCCAGAGAAAGGGCACAUCAAUUGAUGAGACCUGCCAUUGCUCCAAAGAAUGUGUUGGCCCACUCUUGGACCGAAGGAGAUCUUGUCAUAUUCUACAAUAGAGGUGUAUGGCACAGUGUUACUGGAGAAUUCAAGGCCAUAAAGACUGAUGGUGCCGAUGAAAGAAGAUUAAUGCACCAAUGUAACAUUGCCAGUUCUGUUGAUCCAACCACCAUCAAAUAA